AAUAAUAAGAAAAAAAAAAAAACAGAAAAAAAACAAAGGUAAAGGAGAUGUAGGAAACAUAUCCAAAAAACCCAUCAUUCGAAAUCUUCAAAUCUUGAAAAUACCCAAUUUUUGACCAAAUUUUAGCUCAGAUUUCAAUUUCAAUUACAACCCAUAUUCAGAAAAUUUCAAGUACCCUUUACUGUAUUUUUUUUUUUUUUUGUGUGGGAAAAAUAUAAUAAAGGGGUACCCUAUUUUUCAGAUUUGUUCUUCAUUGACUGGAAGAAUAUAUUUACCUCGCUGAUCGGCAGAAAUUAGCUCAUUUAACACAAUCAGGGAGAAUUUGACAUUCAAACAGAUUGAAAGAUAUGCAGAGUCAGUUGAUGUGCAGUGGGUGUAGGACAAUGCUUCUUUAUCCCAGAGGAGCUUCUAAUGUCUGCUGUGCAGUGUGCAACGCGCUCACCCCUGUCCCACCUCCUGGAAUGGAAAUGGCUCAACUGAUAUGUGGAGGCUGUCGUACAUUACUUAUGCAUCCACAUGGGGCGACCAGUGUGAGAUGCUCCUGCUGUCAUACGGUGAACCUUGUCCCAGGUCCUAACCAGUUUGCUCACGUCUACUGCGGGAACUGCCGUAUGAUGCUGAUGUAUCCAUGUGGAGCUCCAUCGGUUAAAUGUGCAGUAUGCCAUUAUAUCACCAAUGUUAAUGCAGGAGAUGGAAGAGCCCAUGUACCUGUGAACACUCCUAAUGGCACUGCUACCCCUGCUUCAGGAUCCUCUUCAAAUGCCAAGGCUCGUUCUCAAAAUCAAACUGUAGUCGUUCAAAACCCAAUGUCUGUCGAUGAGAGUGGCAAGUUGGUGAGCAAUGUAGUUGUCGGUGUCACGACGACUUCAUAGCUUCUCAGUUAAAUCUGCUGUCCGUGGACAAACGAUUGAGAGUUUUGCUCACAUCAUUUGGAAAGAUGAAUAUAAAGACAGCCGGUGCAUAUAAAUAUGGUAGUGUUUAGUGUUAAUACUACAGCCACACCCUUAUUUUUCUGUAACAUUUUGAAUAUUGUUUGGGCGGUUGAGGCUGCAGUGAUUGUGAUGAUUGUUUGGAGUCUGUAAUUGAUGACCACACAUUGGAUUUGUGGCGUGAAUAUGCCCAGCGUCAUAAGUAAAGAAUGUUGUUAUGUACCUUGUAUGCCAUUAUAUUAAUGUAUGUAUAUGACCAUAUACCAUGA
This is a messenger RNA of Lycium barbarum (goji berry), 1198 nucleotides long. Its product is annotated as protein LSD1-like. Bases 348 to 872 code for a protein of 174 amino acids. The record is from RefSeq and is a predicted model, not a curated record. NCBI's taxonomy places the organism in Eukaryota, Viridiplantae, Streptophyta, Magnoliopsida, Solanales, Solanaceae. The transcript is spliced from 8 exons.